Molecule: messenger RNA, 10815 nt
Organism: Pararge aegeria (speckled wood butterfly)
Lineage: Eukaryota; Metazoa; Arthropoda; Insecta; Lepidoptera; Nymphalidae
Gene: flfl
Product: serine/threonine-protein phosphatase 4 regulatory subunit 3
Exons: 10
Coding region: 385-2775 (796 amino acids)
Biological process (GO): DNA damage response; protein dephosphorylation
Cellular component (GO): protein phosphatase 4 complex; nucleoplasm
Molecular function (GO): protein phosphatase activator activity
Source: RefSeq, a predicted model, not a curated record
GCGUUAUCUGAUGUUUUAAUAUUUUGAAGGUACGUCAAUUUGACGAUUCUAUAAUGUGUAAUCCGGUAAAUAUCUUGUUUUUAGAAAGUUUUUACCAUGAGGGUGUUAUUUACGUUCAACAUUGUGUAUUUAAAUAAGUUUAUAAAGUGUAGUGAAAGGCUUACAGAUUGUAUUGUUUUGUUUGUGAUUUCCGAUAAUUUAGCGAUCCAUUGUCAUUUAAAAAAAUAAUUUUAAUAAUAAUGAACUGUUCCACACCGAAUUAAUGAAAGUGUAUAAGUUUUAAUACAAAUGGGAGUGAUAUAAACAAAUAAGCCGGUGCAUAGGAUAAGCGCCCGAAAAUCUGAUUGAUUUUUUGAGUAUACAUUAACAAUUGCGUUGGCUAACAUGACAGAUACAAGACGAAGAGUCAAACUUUACGCUCUGAACGCAGACCGACAGUGGGAUGACAGAGGAACGGGCCAUGUGUCGUCAUGCUAUGUGGAAAGGCUAAAAGGAACAUCAUUGCUGGUCAGGGCAGAGUCUGAUGGUACACUCUUGCUGGAAAGUAAGAUACAGCCUGACACAGCCUACCAAAAACAGCAGGACACUUUGAUAGUAUGGUCUGAGGGUGACAAUUUUGACUUAGCAUUAAGUUUUCAAGAAAAAGCUGGCUGCGAUGAGAUAUGGGAGAAAAUAUGUCAGGUACAAGGCAAAGAUCCAUCAGUUGAAAUAACACAAGAUAUAGUUGAGGAGUCUGAAGAUGAACGCUUUGAUGAGAUGUCAGAUAGUGUUCAGCCUGUGGAACUACCAGCAUGUGAAAUGGGAAGAUUAGAGGACAUAAGUGAACUAGUGAACAGCUGUCUUGUCUCACCAAACAGGAAAGACAAGCUAGCCGCAGCCCUAGAGACCCAGCACUAUAUAAAGAAACUGCUUAACCUCUUCCAUAUGUGUGAGGAUGUUGAAAAUGUUGAGGGUUUACAUCAUCUCUAUGAGAUAUUUAAAAGUAUAUUCCUCUUGAACAAAAACACUCUUUUUGACACAAUGUUUGCGGAUGACACAAUAUUUGAUGUUGUUGGUUGUUUAGAGUAUGACCCCAGUUUACCACAGCCCAAAAAGCACAGAGAGUACCUUAGGGAGCUAGCAAAAUUCAGAGAGGCCAUUCCUAUAAAGAAUAAAGAUUUGCUAGCAAAAAUACAUCAGACAUACAGAGUACAAUAUAUACAAGAGAUUGUUUUACCGACCCCCACAGUUUUCGAGGACAAUCUCCUAAGCACAUUGUCCAGUUUUAUAUUUUUUAAUAAAGUAGAAAUAGUGAAACUUAUAGAGGAGGAUGAGAAAUUUCUAACAGAUCUAUUCAAAAUGCUUAUGGACGAAAAAACCGGAGACACUAAGAGGCGAGAUUUGGUUCUAUUUUUAAAAGAGUUUUGUAAUUUUUCACAAAAUCUGCAACCACAAGAUAAAGAUGCUUUUUACAAGACACUAGUUUCACUGAGGAUCCUGCCAGCUUUAGAGAUAACACUAAGCAUAGAUGAUCAGAAAACCAAGACUGCAUCUAUAGAUAUUUUGACGUACAUAGUUGAGUUUUCACCAUCUGUUGUCAGAGACUAUACAUUACAACAGGCUAACAAUACAGAAGAGGAACAAAUGUUAUUAAAUAUUGUGAUAGAACAGAUGCUUAGGGAUCAGGACCCUGAGCUGGGUGGUGCAGUACAGCUAAUGGGUGUCCUACGUAUCUUACUUGAUCCAGAAAGUAUGCUCGCAUCAGUAAAUAAGAGUGAAAAGGCAGACUUCCUUAAUUUCUUCUACAAACAUAGCAUACAGACGCUUAUAGCACCAUUACUUGAGAACACAAGUGGGGAAAAGCCAUUAAAAGAGGACUAUCACACAGUACAGCUUUUGGGCCUGGUGCUCGAACUACUAUCAUUCUGUGUAGAACAUCACACUUAUCAUAUCAAAACGUGCAUAUUAAAUAAGGACCUCCUGCGUCGCAUACUUGUGCUUAUGAGAUCGACCCACACAUUUUUAGUCCUCGGCGCACUAAGGUUUAUGAGGAAAAUAAUUGCACUAAAAGAUGAAUAUUACAACCGAUACAUUAUAAAGGGAAAUCUAUUCGCACCAGUCAUUGACGCUUUCCUUAGAAAUAAUGGCAGGUAUAAUUUAUUAGAUUCUGCCAUACUAGAGUUAUUUGAGUUUAUAAAGUUGGAGGAUAUCAAAUCGCUGUGUUCGCAUGUUGUGGAAAACUAUGGCAAGAUCUUAGAGGAUGUUGAAUAUGUACAAACGUUUAAGGCUUUAAAGACGCGAUAUGAACAGCAUCAGGACAAAUUAAAAGAAAGGGAGAGAGAAUACAAUGUUCCAGUGAGUGGCAGCGUGGCAGUAACGGAAGCGGUAGUGCCAUCGCUGCUGCGCACGCGCUACAGACGGGAAGCACGGCAACCUGAUGAGGAAGAGGAGAUGUGGUUCAACGAUGAUGACGAGUUAGAGGACGAAGCGCCGCUGGACUCCGCGCAGCCACACACUCACACGCACACGCAUCACGCGCUAGACGCUAUCGGCAAAAUAGUGGAAAAGAAGGUGUGCUCUAGCACCGAGAGUGCUAACGGCCCACGCGUGCUGCUGGGCGCGGCCAAACCGCCGCACACCGACGCUCAGGUAUCCGCGCCCAGAUUACUGAAUAAGGGUCUGGUUGACUACGACGGCGAUUCAGAUGAAGAAGAAGAGGGUGGCGCGUCUAGUGGCAACCCUAGCAGCUCCAGUUCGACGGAAGAGCGCGACGCGAAACGACCGCGCCUCGCGUAGUGUCAGACCAUUCCACCCCUGAACGUUUCAAGGAAUAUAACCCACAGUCUCGCCCCACUGUGCAGAGGAGUGCCGUGAGAUUACAUACUAUUUAUUACCGAGAGAACGGACGUGAAUGUCCUUGUAGUACAUAUUAUAUUUUUUGGUAUCCAUCGUCUAGGAGCAGAUUUAGUAGCGUCGCGGAAGUUAAUUUUAUGAAUUAAAACCUAAAGGGAUGGUUAAAAUCUGUACGGGAUAAUAUAAGAUCAAAUUAAGGAGGCUUUAGAUUGGCUUGAAAUGACUAUCCCACUUCUGAUGUCUAAAUAUUCUGAAUUAUGUACAUAUGUACCUUUUUUUGGUAGCCAUCUUGUAGCAGAUUUAACAGAGGUGAGUUCAAAGGAAAGGACAGUAAGUUUACUGUUUAAUAUGUAGUAUAAAAGAAACUGAUUAAGUCAAAACACAAAGUUACCAUCUCAUCGUAACUGAGAAUUUUGGUACUGUACAUUAUUGGUAACAAUCGUCUAGGAGCAGACUUUCUAGCAUUGCGAUAGUCGUAUUAAUUGUUUAUUUAUCGUAUGUAAAGAAACAAUGAAAUGCUUUGCGUUACAAAAUCAAACGCACCUAGCGUGACCAUCCCACUUCUGAAAUGGGACAGACAAAAUAAAACUUAUUCAAGGAAUACUCCAUAUUGUAUGAUAUAAUAUGGCUAGAGUGGUGGCUAGGCUAGGCUGCAUUGGUUUUUGGGUACUCCAUCUUCCGUGCGCCGGUAAAUAUAAUAGCCCAGAAAAAGGACACAAAAUUAGAUUUAGAGUUUAUAUUAUAUUACAGUCUCGUAUUGGUUAGUUCGACUGCUGAUUGCAGGGACAUAGUUUUAAGGGGAUGCGCAAACCUAGUCACAUUUUUUCACCGAUAUGGGAUUAGUACACAGGAAAUAGAAUGCAGUGUCUGGUCACUGUAACUGGCCCCCAUUCACAAACAAAUGUUAUGUUUAAGUUUUCCCAAGCUGUUUGAUAUAGAGUUCUUAAAUUUAUUUGUUUCGAAACUGGUGUAACCUAAAUAGGAAACCAAAUCCUGUACUCUAUACUGAUCCUAUGGGCGGUUUCUGCGUAUGAAGCAUUGAAUACAUACUAUAUACGCAACCGUGUCUAAAAGUGUCUACUACACGUUUGCGCAGCGCCUUAAGUUUGUUACGGCCACUAUAAAAUGUAAAUACAAAUAAAGUGACUCGAUUUCACUUGUAGUGUUUGAAGAGGUUUUAUAUGUUAUUUUAGUGUAUUAUGGUCUGAGAGCUGGUGAAAGGUUUGUUAGAAGCGCAUUUGCAAAUGCGAUUUCUUGACAUUUAGUGCUAUAAGUUCAUCAUCUCGAACGUCCAGCAUAUUCGUUUAUACUUGGACAAAGUUGGUGUACCCAUAGCGACAGUCACAGACUUGCAUAAGCAUAAACUUGGAAAGCUACAUUAUUUUACAGGCCGUCAAUACAUACAAUUUCUUCAUUAUUACCAUCCUCAGUCUAUUAAUGUCAAUGGCAUGGUACGAAUCAAAUUUUAUGACUUCUGGAACUACUUGCGUUUCGAUGCGCAGAGUUUAAAAUAAAGUUAGAAUCGAACUACAAUGGAACAUGUCUUCUCCGUCACAGGAGAAGGAUUUUGAGCAUUACAUAUAAACGUGGAAUAACUUGGUACUUUUAUUCAUUGUUUUGUCACACUAACUGAUGCCAAGCUACAAAUGUCAGAGCUUGACAAAUCACUGAAUAACUGCUAUUCCGACGUCAUUCCAUGUUUUAUACAGUUGAAACCCUCGAAGCUGUUCCCGUGCAUGUUUGACGGUCUUCAACAAUUGCAAACAAAUCGUUCACCACCUCUCCACCUGUAGUGAUAAUUGUAAUCAGACGAAAAAAGUAGACUUACGAUCGCUUGUAUAGAAAAGAAAUGUGAGAUAAUUUCAACGUUUAGUUUACGAUUAUUCAUCCCUAGUGUGAGUUUUUAAAGUGACCUAGGGCUGAUUUUUCAAUCAUUCAUUUACCGGUUUUAGUUAUAAAUUUUAUAGAUUUCCUAGUAAAAUUAUUCCUUAGUAAAGUUCAUGUGGCGAUUGAAAAAUAUGCCCUAAAAAUGGUCAAACUUUAGCGUCCAAUCUCGUCUGCGGUGGCAUGAUUUCAAGGAAGAGUGGCAUAUUACAAGAGUUGAUAAGACCGGCGCUGUCUGAUUGAACGUAAACGCAAUUUUGCACGCAAUCUCGGACGCAGGUUUGAAGCCUUAGUAAGUUAGGUCCCAGCUUAGCGCGAGUUUAAGAGUUAUAGUUAACGUAUAUAUGACACUUUGUGUGGACGACCAUAGACACUAUCAAAGUAAUUUGCCAACACUAUACUAAGCUUAAAAAUUAUCAAUGCCUCGUAUGUUAACUUAUUAACUUAUACUAGGGGCACUAACGGUUUUUAGCUGUUGUGAGAUGUUAUUACCUCCUCUAAAAACGGUUUAAUCUGACUGGUGUUCAUAAUAUUUAUGGAAAAGCAUAUAGCUGAUUCGUGCAUAAAAUCCGUGCUUUAUGAUUGGCUAAAAUAUGUUCGUCAACCAAGUACUAUGACAUCUUACAUAUUAUUUGGUCGGCCCGAAGUUUGCUCUUUAAUAUCAUUGAAUUCGAACUCGAUGGCACUCACCGAAAUUAUUUGGUUUGCAAACUUUGCUUACUUUUGUUGCGCCAGCGUAUGCCACGCAAGCACAUUCUUUUGCGAAACCAAAAAUUCUAUCUAUAUAAGCACAUUUUAGGAAUUCGUUUUUACGUCGUCAACAAUUUUUGUUUGCAAACAAAUGCGCGUGCGUAACGAACUAUCGCGCACGUAAAUUAGCAUAAAGCGUAUUUCUUGAGAAAAUUUCUCUUAAAAACAUUAUUUUUGCAGCCCAUCGUUACUUUGAGUCAGGUCAACUUAGUCCGCUUUUACCAUUGAUGUAAAUUAAAAAAAUUGUAUUACUUUUACUUCGAGGAUAUUUACGUAUUUUACCUCGGAGGUAAUAACCUCGCACUAAAAUGUAGUGACUAAAAGUACAAAAGGGUUCAGGAUAAUGGGAUUUGUGUUUAAUUCUAUUAGAAAUAUCGGUCUCCGUGAGUUAUAAAUUAUUAAAUGUAUAUACUAAACUAUGUGCUUGUUUGACACAACAAAAACAGAAUUGUUCUAAAGCUGAUCUCAACAUGACUUCAUUUGUCUCGAAAGUAUCUCGUAGUCAAGUGUGAUCGGUGUGUGCUAUGGCGUCAUUUUAUUUUUUGGUUAUGUUAAAGAGACAUUCCCAAUGUACUUCUAACGUUAUACCUGUCUCACAUAUGUUUAUCUAUUUUUUAGUCAUCUUUAAUUUAAUUUAAUUUAAAAUUUUUGUCCAGAGCUUAUCCUUAGAUCUCGUUUCUGAUUCCUGUCAUCUUUUCUACUACUGUCUUACACUGCUCGCCCAGGAGUGUUGUUCUUUAAUUUAAAAACCCCACCGCAUUGGUUAACAUUGCAACUUAUACCGUGGGUACUGAUAUUCUAUGACAUUCAAUUCUUUACUUCACACUUGCAAAAGAAUGAAGUACGUACGUCAGAGAUAUGAUGACUUCAUUAUAAUGACUUCAAAGUGAUUUAUAACUGUUAUUUUUAACGUUAAACAAUGCAUAAAAUUUGUUUAUUCUACGCAUUACCAGUUUUAGAAUGAUUCUGUUAUAUUAUAAUGCUGGAUAUCGUCAAUGUUUACAAGUAUUUAUCUCUCCGCAAUAUUCGCUACGCAUAUAUGCCUCUGUUUGGAUCAAUAUUAUCAGAUUUGGUUUACGUGGUUCAUUUGGCGAUAAUUAGAUAGCACUGACCGAGAUGUAUACAAAUACAUAAUGAAUGAUCUGUUCACAUCUCUGAGCAAGUUUAUUGAACAUUAAUGGAAAAUACGUAAGUCCUGGAUAGACCUAAAAUUGAAUACUAUUAGAAGAAAAAUGAAGGAUUGCAAUAAUAAUGGUUUUCCCAGGGGUGGGUACAUUUUCAUUAUUUGAUAACUCUGUCGAAAUUUCGCAUACGUAAAAUGCCCGCAGAUAGUGAUGAUUCGUAUACGUAGCGCGUGGGUAUUCCGCACAGGCGGGGUAGCGACCAAUGUAAUUAAGCGGACAACGUUACGACAAAUGAAAAUGCUCCCAGUAUUCAUUUAAUACUGAAGUAGAUAGAACAUCGUUUCUUUUAUUAUAUUACGCAUUUUUUAUGUAAUGUAUGUGAUAAAAGAUAUCUGAUUGAGAACGGUUUAUUUUAUUACAAGAUUAACAUAGUUUUAUCAAUAUUAUUACACUGUAAAUAACAAUAUUAUAGAUUCUUUUUUAUAUCAUAGUUUAUGGCGAUCCAUUCAGACAUGCGCUGGUGUCAAGUCGUUCUCUACGCAAACAAGGACCAGUUUAGGUUCCACCAAUUUUAUAGUUGAAAGAUGGUAUGACACAUCAACUAUGAGACAAUAAAACAUUGUAUGAUAUUUACACGCUCGUGAUCUUAGAGUACUAUUUUUUUAUUGUCAGAACUCCUAAUUAACCUUGUUUUUGAAGCCGUAAUGGAGUCCAAUUUUAUGCCAGAGUAUGUAAAUCGCUGGUACAUAAAGUGUGACCUUGAAAUGAGAAAUUUUUGGUUAAUUUUAGUUUUGAAGCGUGCAAAUUUCAUACUCAUCUCUAAGAGUUGGUGGAAUCUACAGUGAAGAUUGUGAUGUACCAUAGUCUAUGUCCGUUUUCACAAAUAUUGCAAUGUAAUAAAAAAAAAAACAUAAAAUCCCCCCCCCCAGUUGGCAGGAUUGAGUGUACUCUAGUAACAUGCCAGAACCGUGUUCAAAACAUAAAGCUUUCAUCAAGCAUCCUCUCAAAAUUUGCCAGAAUCUGACCAGCUAUAAUAUCAUAUCAAGCACAGUCGGCAACAUGAUAAGGAAUGUAAACAAACUUUGAUGUCAACUGCGUGCGGGAGAAAGGGACAUUUGGUAUCUCUAACGUUUUAUCGCAUCGUUAACAUUAUGUAUCUCUUCUGGCUGGUAGUGCUAAAGCUAUUCAAGUGAAAUUGUUUUACCAGAUAUUUUGUUUGAGAACAUUUUAUAAGUGAUGACAAUUUUACAUACAUAACUAAAUGUUCAACAGCGAGAAAUGUUACGCACUAAAAGCAAUUUCGAUGCGCACCAAAAUAAACGAAUUAUUGACCAUUUAGACACCACGUAUUAACGGUCAAUAAUUCGUUAUUCGCUUUUAAUUGAACAUCUACUUGCGAAAUUUCGAACGAAGCGUAGACAAUUGUCUGGGAGUGGGCUAACAAAAAUUAUACUGUAUCCGUUUCAUCAUGGGAAGAUAAAGUAGAAAUAAGUAAUUUUCCACUCUUAACUUUUUAACGCAAACUAAUCGCGCGAUGUCAAAUCAAUUUUCAUAGCCAAUUAUAAUCAGUCUUUUGAUCUUAGUCCUAAUAAUAUCUUUAGUUUAAAUUUAAUUUUAUAUGGUUCCAGUGAUAGUGAAUUAUGCGAGUGAAUUAUGAAAUUGCUUUGCCUGAUGAGUCUUAAUUUUGCACGUUGCGUGCGAUGGAAUAGAGCAGUUGAAAUCUCCGUCCUUUAAUCUCGAACGCAAUAGCGUCGAUAUUUGUUUUCAUACUAUGAUAUGAUAUGAGAUGUUAUAUUGUUUGCCUUGCUGUAGUGAAACGACAAUGUCUUCUGUUGUCAAUUGUCUGGACGGUCGCCAUUAAAAUGGUCUGAUAUGCCAUCGCUUUACACAACAUCCACACGUGUGCCACUAAUUUCUCAUUAUAAUAGAGCGUGUUUAUAUAUUGACCGAUAAUUUUAACACGCGGCUGUACUAAAUAGGGAUCUUAUAUCUAUAAGCACUAAACAAGAAAAACAGAGUUUUUUGGUAUCCCUUAGUGUAAGAUUUGUAGUCUAAUUCACUAUAACGUCAGAUAAAAAUGGUACUUAUUUACCUGGCUGCAAUGCUCAAAUUCGUCCACACGGCUAUAGUCAGUGCGGAACAUACUAUGUAAAGUAAAAAUUGCAAGCACAGAAUUUUCGGCUCUAAAACGACCAAAAUUAAGCCCAUUUUACUUUAACGUUGUAGUGUGUUGUGCAAAUCAUACUAAGGGCAUAAUACGUAACGUUUUAAAUCUUUGAUAAAAUAUAAUAGUAGGCCUACUGAUGAUAUAUUUACAGAGCACUCAUUAUGUAAUGCACAUUGCUCUUGUAUUAUUCAUGAAUGUGUAGUUAUUAAGGCCUCCUACGUGAGCGAUUUACAAUGAAAAAUAGUAAAAUGAAUCUAACACUCCUUGUUUUGAAACUUUUAACAAGGACAAUUACGUUCAUUCUAUCUUGACCUUAUAUUGCACCGAUACUCGAUAAAUACGAAUGCUUGAGAAGUGUGUAAUCGUGUAAUCGUGUAAUCUCUUGAGUUUUAAACGUUUACCGGUAUUUCUUCACUUGUGCAGUAACGUUUUUCUUGAAAUAACUUUAUUCCUAAACUUCAUCGUUUUUCAGAACACCUCCGUAAUCGCAUUUAAGUAUCGAUAUUGUUUUUAUAGAUAAUGGAAAUUAACUGCCAAUUUUAUUUCACAUAUGCAUUCUUUAACUGUCCUAAAGAACUUGCUGAAAUAACCAAAAAUGUUCAUAUAAAUUCAGUCAUUUAAUAGUGACUUUUAUGAUAUCCUACUGCUGGGCAGAAGCCCUUCUCUAUUAUUGAAAAGGGAUAAAUAGGUCCGACCCUCCUUUGUGGGUUGGUGGGCUUCAAAAAUUGCCAAGGUGCCAAGUUGGUGUCAAGACUGUUGUACAAAAAUCUCUAAAAGAAGCUAAAAUAACAUGUCUAAAAGAAAUGCUAUCCUUUUCCACAAAGAGUAGAGAUGAGACUGGUGCAAAUUGUGUUGAAUACAAAACUAAAUUUAAUGGACAGGUAUAAAAAUAGCCCUUAUAUUGUGUUGUACACGUUAAAGGAUAGUACUAUUUUUAGACUGGUCAAUUAAGUUAAGAGAUUUGUGUGCAACAGAUCUCACAUUACCUUUAGACCUGUCAAUUUCGUUUCGGUACGAAUGAUUAUGCAUCAUUGUCUCACAAAUUCCAUCGCGUUUUGUAGCAUAGUAUAUCGCUCCCAUAGGACUAAGCUUUGAUCGCUUGAAAAUCUAAUGCAUGUUUAGAAAUCAUAUAAUUUAUUUGGUGUGUAAUUUUAACUGUAAUAUACGUGAUAUAUUUGUGUGAUUUUUUUUAUACUCAUCGGCUAUUUGUGGAAGACCUAACCGCUACAAUGCUGUAUUGUAUUUUUUUUUGUAUUAAAAUAGCAUGUGUAUCUGCCCUAGAAAUACAUAUCAAUUUUAUAUAUUUGACGAAGAUAUAUUGAUCUCUGUAUUGAUUACGACUAUCAUUUAUAUGUUAAAUUAAACAGUGGACGGAAGUGAUUAACAUAAUAUUUGGUCAGGUAUCACUUUUGUUUUAUUACAUAUUAAAGCUGAUAUAAUGCAAUAUGUUUUAUACGAUAAAUGAACAGUAAUAUUUGAAUUUGGACUUUUUUACUUACAUAAUAAGGUUGUUAGUUAUACUGAUUAGUAAAAGAGGACAAACGUUUAUACAAAAAAGAGAAACAGUGAACAAAAAAGAGAAACAGUUAUGAUACCUGUCCAAAAAAUUGAACCAUAUUUUCCUUUAUAUUGAUCUUCCAAUUAUUUAUAAUUCAUUUCGAUUGAAAUUAAAAUAAAAUAAGCAUUGAUGUACCAUGCACAGUAUAUGCGAGACUAAAAUUUAUUAUUACAUACGUGGUAUGGGUGUGUCAGAAAAAAUUGUAAAUAGACGUUUUAUGGUAAUACAUUAUUUUAAAGAAAUCUGUCGAAACAUCCACGUGUAUAAUAGCGUCUAGCUGUCAAUUAGAUUUAUACCAAUCUUAUAUUCCUUGAAAUAAUUUUCCGUAUAAUAAUUAUAAUAAUUAAAAAAAAAAUGGAUUUCUAGAUGAAAGUAGACUGUAACAACUAUUUUUUAUCUGUCUAGGUGGAUGACCAUCAUAAACUAAUUUAUACACAGAAUAAAAUAAAUAGAUUUACCUAUUGGCAAGUUGUGUAAAAUAAAUAAGCUUACUAUAAUGC